UGAACAGUCUGGAGAAUUUGGGGAGCCCGCAGCAUCUGUUAAAGGGCUUCGGAUCGCUUCAUGCGGCCAAAGGUCGACCUUUGGUUGCUUCGAGCGCCUCCUUCCUCCCUCUAUAAAACCCCCACCAUUCGCUCAGUGCUAACACCUUGGAUCAAUAAUAUCUCCACCUAAUCCCUCGAGGUUCACUGCUUCUUUGGUUCAAGCUUCCAAAUUCUUGGAAAUUUUGCGAUAUUGGGUGUUGUUUCUGCUCUCAAAAUCUCAAUUUCUUCUGGACUUCGGAAACUUCUUUUUUUCCCUCCAUUAAAAUAUUUAUACGUUCGAUUAGUAUCAGUCAACCAAUUGGGGAGCUUUGGCAUACUCAGAAACUUGUGUCUUUUGAGAAGAAUGGUUCUGUUGUCCAGGGGUUGCAUCCUGUGGAAGUUAUGUUUGGUUUUGGAAACGCUUCGCGUUGAGAAAAGCUUCUACUUUUGGAUAUUCCAAAUUUUUACUAGGUACAAUAUUGGCACAUGAAUGCGAAUUUCAUGAUCUUAGCAUAGGCUUCUUUCUUUUUUCUUUUUUGUUUUUAAUUUCCCAGAUGUGCAUUCUUUCGGAGAGCUAGCUUCUUCUUCUGCUUCUUCCUUUUUCUCUUCUUUGGGGAAGAUUUUAGUUAUCUUUAGGUGUCAAAAUGAGUCCUAUGUCUCUGCCUCCCGGUUUCCGUUUCCAUCCCACAGAUGAUGAGUUGGUGGGAUAUUACUUGAAGAGGAAAGUGGACGGGCUUAAGAUUGAGCUUGAGGUUAUUCCGGUGAUUGAUUUAUAUAAGUUUGAGCCCUGGGAGUUGCCAGACAAAUCAUUCCUUCCAAAAAGAGACAGGGAGUGGUUUUUCUUUUGCCCACGAGAUCGUAAGUACCCCAAUGGUUCACGCACGAACAGAGCUACAGGAUCAGGCUAUUGGAAAGCCACUGGUAAAGAUAGAAAAAUUGUAUGCGAGCCUUCGGUGCAUGGACUCAGGAAAACCCUUGUUUUCUACCAUGGAAGGGCUCCUGGUGGAGAAAGAACUGAUUGGGUGAUGCACGAAUAUCGUCUUUGUGAAGAUCUUUCUCAAGGAGCUUUAAAUUUUGUGGGAGCUUUUGCUCUGUGCCGCAUAGUGAAAAGACAUGAUCAUGGGCAGAAGAUAGGUGAUCUUCAAGGAGAAUCCAAAGCUAAAAAAGUUUGCUCUUCUUCCAUGAUUGGCUUCAGCCAAAAAAGGUGCUUCAAUGAGGUUGGGAGUACCUCAGAAGAAAAUCAGUCCAUUAUGACAGAUAUGUUGACAAGAAGCAAUGGCUCAACUAGAAUCAGUUCUCCAGAAAAUAGGAGGGGAUCUGGGCUACAUCAAAUUUUGAUUGAUUCUGAUCAGAAAGACUUCUCAGAGUCACAUGUUUCAGAUGCCUCGAAGGUUUCUUCGCCAAAGGAAGAAAUAUCUGAAUCAGUGAUCGCAACUAUGUUCCCUAAUUCCAUAGAAAUAUGCGCACCAUGUCAUCUUUCUCCUAUGUCAUCCUAUACAAACUCCAGAGAGGAAGCUUCUAUGAUUGAUGAGCUUAAUGGUCAUGGAUGCUGUUCAUCUUUUCCAAGUUCUGCAUACUGCAUGGAUAUGUACAACAAUGUGGAAGACAUCACGUUCCCGAGCCUUGCGUGGGAUACACCAGAACUUAUGAGUGCAUCAUUCAGAGGAAUUGAAACCUGGAAUCCAAUGUUAUCCCCUUCAAUUUGUAGGCAAGCAAGCGAAGGAGAGGAAGCCAACCUGUGGUUGCAGGAAGACAGAUCUCUGAGGCAAUGCCUUUUAGUAUUUGCUCUCAGAUAUAUGAUAUAUCAUAACAGUUCCUGCAUCAACAUAUCAAGGAUCUGAUCUCCAGAACAACCUCUUUUAAGUCUGUGCCUGGAGACCUAUAAAUUAAAGUUUGUGAUUAUCUACAAGAUUAAGCCACCACUACCUUGAUGAGGUAAAAGAGAUAUGUAACAUGUAUAGUAAGGUUUGCUUGUAACUUCUAUUAUUGUAUCAACAACCAAGAGUGCUUUUAAGGUGUAGUGAGUACCACCAUGCGCUCUCUUAUGCAAGACAUGUUAAGUGAACUAUGUACUCUUGCUUCUCAUAUGUAAUAAUUUUGAGAAUAAAGAUGUGUACUGUAAA
Elaeis guineensis (African oil palm) is the source of this 2143-nucleotide messenger RNA. NCBI's taxonomy places the organism in Eukaryota, Viridiplantae, Streptophyta, Magnoliopsida, Arecales, Arecaceae. The record is from RefSeq and is a predicted model, not a curated record.